UUUUUCUUUUUCGCUUCCUUCACCAUCAGGCACGCCAACUGCCUGCAUUUGGAUGACUCGUAACAGAAAUUUUAAGAAAUAGGAUUCAGAAAGAAAAGGUUGAUAUAGUUGAUAACGACAUUAGAGGUGGACCUGUAGGAGGAGAUGACCUGACAGUUGGAGGAGGCCAAGCCUUUAAAGCGUCCAUAUGGAGUUGAGCUGUUAAAAAAAGCGUACCCUCCAAAGUUCACUGACUCGUCGCUGAAGAUAGGAUCCCGCCCACAAGAAAGAUGGCGGCUCCCUUGCUGGAGAAACUAUCGGAGUCUUUAGGUUCGCCGGAGCCAGCGGUUCGCCUCAUUUUAUCGGUUUUAAUAGGGUAUGUCUUCGCCCUGGUUUACCGGUGGUUCCUCUUCUACCAGCCCGCCACAGUCAUCCACUUGUUCCACAUUUGUUCUGGAUUGUCGCUAGCAGCGUUUAACUUUGCAGGCUCCCAGCUGUAUCACUCCGCAACAUGCGUCUUCGUCCAGUUUCUGAUGCUGAGGCUCAUGGGGAGGACGGUAACAGCCGUCCUGAGCAGUUUUACAUUUCAAAUGCUGUACCUGCUGUCAGGGUAUUACUAUACAGCAACAGAGGAGUAUGACAUCAAGUGGACGAUGCCUCAUUGUGUCCUCACUCUUAAACUUAUUGGUUUGGCGUUUGAUUUCUACGAUGGUGGCAAAGAACCACUGAACCCAGAGCAGAAGAAGGGCGCUCUGGCAUCAGUGCCCACACUGCUCGAGGUCUUCGGGUUUUCCUACUUUUACGGAGGGUUCCUGGUGGGUCCCCAGUUUACGCUGCGCAGCUACCAGAGUCUGGUGGCGAGGGAGCUCACCGACUGCCCCGGAAAGCCUCCCAACAGUGUUAUUCCAGCUUUGAAGAGGUUUGCUCUGGGCUUUCUCUGCCUGGCGAUAUAUGCAAUAUUUAGUCCUUCUUAUCCAGACAACUACUUUUUGACAGAUGAGUACGAGGCUCAGCCAUUCUGGUAUCGCUGUGUUUUUAUUCUGCUUUGGGGCAAAGUUAUGUUGUAUAAAUACGUCAGCUGUUGGGUUAUAGCGGAGGGUGUUUGUAUAUUGGCUGGUCUUGGGUACAAUGGAGUAGUGGAUGGGAAACAUCAAUGGGAUGCCUGUGCCAAUAUGAGGGUUUGGCUCUUUGAGACCACGCCCCUUUUUGGGGGAACCAUUGCUUCUUUUAACAUCAACACCAAUGCUUGGGCUGCAAGACAUGUGUUUAAGCGGCUGAAGUUUCUGGGAAACAAGACCUUGUCUCAUGUGGCCACGCUGUUCUUUUUAACCAUUUGGCACGGUCUUCACUCUGGAUACAUCCUGUGUUUCUCCAUGGAGUUCUUCAUCAUUACUGUAGAGCGGCAGGCCCAAGCUCUAGUGCGGGACAGUCCCCUACUGACAAAACUGGCCAACAGCCACCUCUACCCUCUCAUUUACGUAAUUCAGCAGUUUAUCCACUGGCUCUUCAUGGGGUAUCCUCUGGUGCCAUUCUGCCUUUUCACCUAUGACAAAUGGCUCAAGGUGUAUUCUUCCAUCUACUUCUGUGGUCACGUGUUCUUCCUCAUGGUUUAUUUAAUUCUGCCAUUCCUCCGUAAGACUCUGGUGCCUAAGAAAGACCAGAGCGAGAAAAAGCAAAACUAAAACCUGGUUCUGAGCCCUGGAAAAGGUCGGAGUAAAGGCUGAAUAUCCUCGAUCCUGAAAGGGAGAUGUGACGUUCGAGGAGCAGAAUAACAACCUAUUUAAAAGCCUUUAGUAAUAUAUAAAUAUGAAUAUAUGUUCAUGUAAAAAUAAAAUUCUAUAUAUUUUUGUGUUUUUAAGUGAGAGAGCUGGUUUUUAUAAACAUUGUGAGAAAUGUUUACAGGAAAUUACCGCUGUGCCACACAGGGUAAUUGUGAGCCAAUUGGGGCAGAUUCCUGCUUGUUUAUCAUUAUCACUCUCUUCUUUUCUGGGGGGGAUUUUAAGAUGCGUUUGACUCGUGGAACGUGAGAGACUUUCCAUGCUGCCAACACAGGAUUGCACUUAUGAGUCACAGGUUCUGAGUCUGUUUUUAGGCUCCUGUCCCAUGUCUGGCACUCAUAUUUAGCAGCAACACUAAGCCUGAACACAAGGUUUAAGCACGGUGCCACCAUAUAUAUUUCCUGAUGUCAUAAUACAACAUUCACACAUUUCUGGGGAAAGACUUAAAGGAAGAUGGGCUUGUUUUCUCUGCAAAUGGCUGCUAGUGGUUAUACAAGCACUGUAAAAUCACACACUGUACAACUAACACCCAACUCUAAAUGGCCUUGAAUCAAUGAAUGUUUCUGCCGUUCAUUUUGUCUGAUUUAAUUUGAUUUGUAAUUGAAAAAAGGUAUUGUUUUUUAUGAAGUUUUAUGAAAAUGAACACUUUGUAGGUUGUGGAUUAGAUCCAUCAGUCUCCUGCCUUUCCUUUUUUGAUUCAUAUCAGUCAGUUUUCAUCUCUCUUCCAACUCUGUGCCACCCCUUUGUCCAGGAACCCUAAUUCAGUUACAACCCUCACUUUUAAAUGCACAAAUGUGAAAGUGAAUCGCAUUCAGUGAUUCUAGUCCCUCUGAAGUCCAAUCUGAUCUGUGUGGAAAGAGGCCAUACGCUGUUUUUGAACGUGCAUCGGCCUGCUCCUGUGUUUCUAACAGCAGGUUGUAAUUAAUCAGAGUCAAGGAUCAUACCCCAAAUGCCUCUUUGUAAUGUAUAUAUUUUCUAGGUAAGGGUGAAAUAUGCUGCUGCUGCCACCGUCCUUUCCCACACUCGAGGACAAACCUCACUGUAGCACCGGCCCAGAUUUCAAUGAUAUUUAUACAGAACAUGCUGAUUAUUAAUUGAUGACUUACUAUUUCAAGGGACUCCUAAUUUGCCUUAUCCGAAGCAAAUGUACAAAUGAAAAAAUUGGGAUAUAAGGGGAUAUAAGUGAUUCUAAAUAUACUUUUGUACUGUUCAAUAAAAUGAUGCAUUUAAGGCAGGA
Girardinichthys multiradiatus is the source of this 2994-nucleotide messenger RNA. RefSeq names its product lysophosphatidylcholine acyltransferase 3 (gene lpcat3). Gene Ontology annotation, molecular function: lysophospholipid acyltransferase activity; 1-acylglycerophosphocholine O-acyltransferase activity. The record is from RefSeq and is a predicted model, not a curated record. The coding region runs from base 270 to 1661 and encodes 463 amino acids. Gene Ontology annotation, biological process: lipid modification; phosphatidylcholine biosynthetic process. Gene Ontology annotation, cellular component: membrane. The transcript has 13 exons. NCBI's taxonomy places the organism in Eukaryota, Metazoa, Chordata, Actinopteri, Cyprinodontiformes, Goodeidae.